Messenger RNA from Paramecium sonneborni, 408 nucleotides. The record is from the annotation of a GenBank genome assembly. NCBI's taxonomy places the organism in Eukaryota, Ciliophora, Oligohymenophorea, Peniculida, Parameciidae.
AUGUUGGGCAUAAUUUUUAUCCUUUAUUUUGUGAUCAUAAUAAACUCUUUUAACUUUUAAGUACAUUAUAUAUAUUCUGUAUUUAAAAUGAGAAACACCUAAAAAUUAAAAAUUCUUAAUUUUAUUCUAUAAGUCUUGUUAAUGCUAGUUUUGAUUUAUAAAUAAAACUCCCAAAUACUAAAAUUAAUAUUUUUCCUUUUGAUUAGUAUAUUUCAGAUAAUAUUUAUACAUUCUAAAGUCAAAUAUUAUUGUUUAAAUGGUUGUGGAAAUAUCUGUUAAGCUUAAAUUAUUUUGCCAUUGAUUUUCAUUUUUAUUGUUAUUAGAAGAAUUUAAAAGUAAUUUUAACUUAUUCAAGUGUAUUUUAAGUUCAUUUUUAUAUAUUUAGGAGUUCAAUUAGUAUUUUAAUGA